GUCAGUUACAGGUCAUAGCUCAGUAUAUAAUGUUAUUAUUACCAUAGAUUUAAUAAUAAUGUGUUAUAAAAUGAUAACUGCAGAUAAAUGUUUGAUGUUUAGUGUUCUGUUAAGUCAAGUUACCUCCAUAUUUGGUGCCGUUAAUGUUGCUAAUAAUAAACCAACACGACAGAGUACUAUUAAUCUUGGUGUCAAUACUUCAAGUUGGGCUGGAUUAACAGCGUGGUGGUGUAUAGAUUUAAGACAGGAGUUUCAUAUCAACACCGUUAAAAUAUCAAAACCAAUACACGAUGGUCGAAAUAUUCUGCUAGACGGAUUUGAGAUGGGAAUAAGUUCUAGUGGUCAGUGUGAUAAAGCAGGAUUUACAGCAGCUACGCCAUGUUUUAAAAAUAGAACAUCAACAACAGAUUCUGUAUACACCAUAGAGAGAUGCAAUCAUCCAACAAUGCCAUCAUUAUCCGCUAGAUAUAUUUUUAUAUCUGUUAAACGCACUGAUGCAAGAUUGGACAUCUGUGAGGUUCAAGUAUUUGCAGAUAACUGUCCAGAUGGUUUCUAUGGUAGCAACUGUAACAUACGAUGUCCCACAUCCUGUCUGAACAACACAUGUGAUAAGGUAGGAGGAUCGUGUUCUCACGGUUGUCAUGGUGACCAUUAUGGUAAAAAAUGCCAGUCUACUUGUAGUAGCCAUUGUAAGGAUGGUAAAUGUGAUGAUAGGACGGGGCGAUGUUUUGGAUGUGAAGACGGUUACUACGGUGAUGCGUGUGAAGAAUCCUGCUUUACCUGUAAUGGUACAUGUCGACAAUUAGAUGGCGUCUGUUUGACUGGUUGUAAAGAUGGUUAUUGGGGAUGCAGUGACUUGUGUCUACAGACAUGUUCGUAUUGUAAACCAGGGGGCUGUAGAAUAGAAGAUGGUGUGUGUAACAACGGAUGUAAAGAUGGUCUGAGCAACACUAAAUGUUACCAGAAUGCUGGAUGCGCUGGAUGUGGACCUCUACCCCACAAACUAAAUGCAUUUGUAGAAAACUCGCAAGCAAUGCAUCCUGUUGGUGCUAACCGUAACUACACAUGUAUUAAGGGUGCUUAUGUAAAGGGAUCACCAUUUGCUCAUUGCCUACCAUCUGGUGAAUGGGAUAUUCAAUCAUUUACAUGUAAAAUUGCCAGGACAUGUCACGACGCUCACAAACUGGGAAUACCAGUUUCACCCUCUGUAGUUAUUAGACCCGAUGUGAAACAGUCGCCUUUAACUGUGUCUUGUGAGGUUUCAGACAAUGGUGUUUAUACAGUUAUAGGUCAUGGAGCUAAGAGAACAUAUGUACAUGGUUAUGAAACAAUAAGAAGUUAUAAUGGCAGUAUCAACUACAACAUUGAUCUUCAACAAGUUAUAAACAUAGUUGAUGCAUCGGCUGAAUGUGAACAAUUCAUUAAAUUUGAAUGUUUCCAUGUUGAGACAUUCAGUUCUGUUGGUUUAUCCACACGAACUGGCCAACUAGCUACUUAUUUAAUGGGAGGUGUCAAGGGUCAGAUGGGCUGCGCAUGCCAUAUCAGUAAGACGUGUGUUGAUGGUUUGAAGUGCAACUGUGACAAGAAUGAUGAUAGAUUGCGAGUUGACGAAGGGUAUAUUCGAUAUAAGGAAGAUUUGCCGAUAACCGCCGUUUUAGUUGGCGAUACGGGGAACGAUAAAGAGUACGCAUAUUAUACCGUGGGUAAUCUGAGGUGCAAGGGUUAGGUAAGCAAAGAUGAAGACCCGUGUUUAUUCGUAAGACGUUAAAAUCUGAAGAUUUUCUAAUUAAUUGUAACUCAAUCGAUUAAAUGAAAUGUAUUUAAACUCUAAUUAAUUGUAAUUCACUCGAUUAAAUGAAAUGAACCCUAUAAUCAUACUAUCUGUAAAUGAUGAGCAAAAAUAAAUUUCUGUAUAAUAAAUUAA
Messenger RNA from Patella vulgata (common limpet), 1924 nucleotides. Its product is annotated as multiple epidermal growth factor-like domains protein 6. Lineage: Eukaryota; Metazoa; Mollusca; Gastropoda; Patellidae. Gene Ontology annotation, molecular function: scavenger receptor activity. The transcript has 9 exons. The record is from RefSeq and is a predicted model, not a curated record. Bases 59 to 1726 code for a protein of 555 amino acids.